UGGGGUUUAGAUUUCACUGCUCAUCAAAUACUCGUCAGUCACCAAUGCUUUGAUUUCCACCUAGAGAGGCGUCAUUUCGAAAUUCCAAAAGCUACGGAGAUCGGACUCCAUUUCUCGCGAAUUCUAAAGCGAUUGAUUCCCAGGGUUACUUUUACUGGAGCUAUGCAGAAUCUGCACCGUCUCGUAUCCCGAAUUUCCUCGACUUCAAUCUUCACAAGCACGAAUGCAAGGUUGCUGAGGGAGAAGGGCAGAGCAGGUUCGGGAAGCAACGGUGUCGAAGCUUGUAAGGUUGUCAGUGCCCGGCUGUUUUCGUUCCAGUCGGGCGGCGAUGGUGGAAAUGAGGGUGGGGAUGGCUGGGAUAAGCCGGCCGGUGGUAUGUUUAGCGGUAAUGGAUCGGAUAAUUUGGGGUGGGAUACUACAUCGACGUGGUCGCUAGGACUGAGUCAGGAGCUGGCAGGGCUACGGGUGAAAAGAGAGGAGACUCCCGAGUCUCCUGUCAGCGAGGAGUUGCGAGAGAUUGAGAAGAAGAUAAAGAAAUUGGAGGCAGAGAAUGGGAGAAGUAAGAGGUUUAUUGAUGGAUGGGGAGAUAGAUUGAAAGAGUUAAGUGUGCUGAUGAAGCAGCUGCGCGAGCCUGGUGCAAGGGGGUGUCAUCUCAAGGACUCGGAGAAGGCUGAGAUGUAUCGAUUGCACAAGGAAAACCCUGAUGUUUACACUGUUGAGCGCCUGGCUAAGGAUUAUAGGAUUAUGAGGCAGAGGGUGCAUGCUAUUCUUUGGCUGAAGGAGCUUCAGGAGGAAGAGGAGAAGAAGCUCGGUCGCCCAUUAGAUGAUUCGGUUGAGCUCCUGCUUGACAGCUAUCCUGAAUUUUUCAGUUCCCAUGACCGUGAAUUCCAUGUUGCUUCGCUUCCCUACAAACCUGACUUCAAGGUUAUGCCAGAGGGUUGGGAUGGUACCACCAGAGAUCUGGAUGAAGUCCACUACGAGAUCUCCAAGAGGGAAGAUGAGAUGCUGUAUCAAGAAUUUGUUCAGAGGAUGAACUUCAACAAAAUGAAAAUGAGAGGAGAGGUUUUCCGCCACAAGUAUAGCCGUCGUCGUUCUGCAGAUGGGUGGAAUUUUACAGUGGAGAAAAUGGGACCCAAAGGAAAGCGUGGAAGUGGUGGUGGCUGGAAGUUUGUCAGCCUGCCAGAUGGUUCUAGCCGACCACUGAAUGAAAUGGAGAAAAUGUAUGUCAAACGAGAAACUCCACGCCAUCGACGCAAGAUUCAUCCAGUAAUGACAAAGCCUUAAUUACUUGGUAGAUGUUUACUAUGAAGACAAUUUUGUAGUUCAUGCAAACCUUAUGGUGGUCGUAUGUGGUUCAAUGGCAAUGAUAGCAUCAUUGUCACCGCCAGUGUCAAUUGUAUACCUUUCUUUCAGUACCUUUUUAAACACUGUUUCUUUUGCUUAGGAUUGUAGUUGAGCUAAGCAAGAAGCUCUUCUUUUUCCAUCUCAAAUGACACGGUCUGUGGAUUUUAGCUAAUAAUAUGUUUGGAUCAUCAAUUCUAGUUACAUGAUCUACUUCAAUUUCAA
Argentina anserina (silverweed cinquefoil) is the source of this 1566-nucleotide messenger RNA. Its product is annotated as protein GAMETE CELL DEFECTIVE 1, mitochondrial. NCBI's taxonomy places the organism in Eukaryota, Viridiplantae, Streptophyta, Magnoliopsida, Rosales, Rosaceae. The transcript has 4 exons. Bases 163 to 1284 code for a protein of 373 amino acids. The record is from RefSeq and is a predicted model, not a curated record.